AUGUCCUCCUCCAGACUGGGGCUCUGUUUGGCUGUCUGCUUACUAAACAUUUCAGAAGCCAGAAAAAAAUAUGUUGUUGAGAACAUAGCAAAAGCAGCUUUUGAAAAAAAUGGGCAGAAACAUCCUGAAGUAUUAGUGCUCAAUAUAUUUUCUGAUCAAGACUACAACAGAUCAGUUAUUACAAUAGCAACUUCUGUUGAUAAGUUGGGCCUUGCUGAGGACCUGGUCCUGCACCUUCCUGGCUGCAGUGUGUUUCUCUUUGGUGAAGCCAACCUGCCUAAGAAGCUCAGUCUUGUCCAGAGAAGGAAGCAGCUGGGCUGGUUCACAAGGAGGGAUUUCAGUGCUCUUGAGCCUGACCUGCCCGAAGAUGAGGUCUAACAGGUUCUAAGUGUGGCCUUAGUUCUGUUCUGUUUUGUUUUUUAUUCUUUUUUAAAAAAUCUUUUUAUUUAUUUAUUUAU
This is a messenger RNA of Sciurus carolinensis (gray squirrel), 458 nucleotides long. RefSeq names its product formiminotransferase cyclodeaminase N-terminal like (gene Ftcdnl1). Lineage: Eukaryota; Metazoa; Chordata; Mammalia; Rodentia; Sciuridae. Gene Ontology annotation, molecular function: transferase activity; folic acid binding. Bases 1 to 378 code for a protein of 125 amino acids. The record is from RefSeq and is a predicted model, not a curated record. The transcript is spliced from 3 exons.